UUAUCACUGAAAUUGGCACCAGUUCUGGAGGCACAUGAAUGAGUGAAGAGUGAAUUCACACUUUAGAGAGCAGUGAAGACGGUCUUGCCAUGAAACCAUUCACAGAUGAAGAUGUAGAAAUCUACAUCCAGAGUAAGGUGGAACCGCGACAUUAUCAGGUUUCCAAAGCAGUGGAGGAGGUGCAGAAAAUCAUCCAGCAACUGACUGCAGAAAUCAGCUAUAAGGCCACGCGAUUCCAGGCUAUCUCCAACUCUGGCAUUCACAAUGAGAAUAUUAAGGAUCAGCCAGCUUUAUUGGCCAAGUGGUCAGCUAUGCUUCAGGGGAAGCGCCCAUUCCACCCAUCUAUCCAGGUCUUAGCACCCAGCCAAUUCCUCAUCACAGUCCCUCUGCGUGGCCUGGCUGGGUACAGGGAACGCCAGGUACGGCACUGGCGUUAUUACACCGUGCAUGGAGCCAAGCUCCUCUCCUCCGUGCGGGACCCUGAGGAAUUGCAUCAAUGGCUAGAGGUGGAGCAGUUCUCAAAAAGCCUUCAGCAGUGGCACGAAACGGAUGUGAACAUCGAAGGCGAUCUUGUUCCAGCCAAGGUCCUUAUUGUCUUCCGGGAGCUGGUGGAGAAGUCGAUUGUCUCCUGUAACCUCUCCAGUAAAGUGACAGUGCUAGAGAGCUUCAGCUCAGUGGUCCGAGUGGCUGUGGAGACAUCAGAAUCCCAGGUUGAGGUGGAGCUGGUCCCUGCUGUGGAAAUUCCGACAUGCUGGCCUGAGAAAGCCCGGUGGCCUCGUUGCCUGAAGCGUUGGCCUUGCCAGGAAAUAGUGCAGCGCAUGAAGCUGCUUGGUUUUGACCUUUUGGCCCGGUCCAGUUAUCACUGGCAGCUGUGCUUCUCCCGUGCUGAGCAUAUACUCAUGGAAGGGCUUGAUGAAGAUGGUGGUUGUCGCUUGAAAUGCUUCAGGGUCAUGAGGCAGAUGAAGGAAGAUGUCUGGUGUGCUGGAAAUAAGCCUGUCAUCACAGCCUAUCAUCUUCAGACAGUGCUAUUCUGGACGUGUGAAAAAUACCCACGCACCAAGGAUUGGCGCUGCUUCCCUGAAGCCUUUCUGAGGCUGGUGCAGAAGCUGCACAAGUGUGUAAGCCAGCAUUUCCUCAAGCAUUACUUUGUCAAGAACACCAAUCUGCUCAAAUAUGCCAACACCAGUGACCUGGACUUGGUGGCCAGCAAGCUUGCAGUCUUCUUGGAGAACCCUGUCUUCUGCCUGGACUAAGGCAGGAGAAAGCCUCAGUACCCCAACCCUGAGCCAAUCCCUCACCUCCUCUCCCGACCUGUGGCUGUUCUUCAUGUCCUUCCAGUAGAUGUUGCAGCUGGCUUUGUAAGACAGUUGGCACAUGCAGCGUGAAAAAGAAGUGUCAAGCUGGCAGCAGCGGGUGGUGAAAACUGAUGGGAGGUAUCGCUUGAUGCCCAGCUGAUCUAAUUUGCUUUUGACAGUGACAGCCUGCCUGGAAGCUACAGCCAGUGAAACCCAACUUUCUGUGUCAGUCAGAACAGGCAACUGCCUUAUUCUCUGUCUCUAGUCUUGCAACAUCUAAGCAGAAAGAUGGUGCAGAGAAGUCUCGCUCUGCUGCCUACCUGCUGUGUAACCUAACACAUAUUGCUGCUGCCUCCCCCCUUCUCACAAGGACAACAUCUUUAAUUCCCUGUUUACCUCACAGGCCAGCUCUGCAGAAGAGCAAAGGAAUAUUUGCAAAGCGUACUGAAGCUCUCUCAGAGGCACUUCUAUGCCUCCAUCUCCAAUUAAACAGGAUCCUGUUCCAGUACGAAGAUAACCAUGCCGCUAGUGUUGAAUAGCUCAAGGGAAGGAAGAGGAGGAAUGUUGGUUUUUGCUGCCUCCUCAUUUUUUUCUCCCUCACUUACAUUUUUCCUCCCAGUUACUUCAAAUAUGUUUUCUUCAUGUUUGCCUUUGCCAUUUGUGCUAGUGCCAUACAACCAGGGGGCUUUGCCAGAGCAGACCUUGCUCCCACCCCUGGGUCCAUCCAGCAGGCUGGAGGAGGAGCAGGUCUUUCCCUCACUGUUAGCACACGUGUAUUUGGGUGGUGUACAGGAGAAUAUUCUUCAAAAGCUGUUAGCUUCAAACCCCCCAGUGCUUUUAAUAUUAUGGAUGUUUAAAAAGAAAAUCAGUUUUAAUGCUUCAUAAGAACAGAGUUCUAUGAUGAGU
Molecule: messenger RNA, 2201 nt
Organism: Cuculus canorus (common cuckoo)
Lineage: Eukaryota; Metazoa; Chordata; Aves; Cuculiformes; Cuculidae
Gene: MAB21L3
Product: mab-21 like 3
Exons: 8
Coding region: 90-1253 (387 amino acids)
Source: RefSeq, a predicted model, not a curated record